UGCAGUUCCUGAAAGCCGGCCACUCCGGCAUCUGCAAGCGCAGGAGAAGUUGCCAUUCGUCCUUGUCUAGCGCUGCAGCGCGUACUCUCGCAGCGCUGCGCGAGUUACGGCGAGAGGACUGCAGUUGAGCGCACUCAGCUGGCAGCAUAGCUGGCCUCCGCAACCGCGCGCAGCAAAAACGCCGUCGACGCGCAGUCCGCGCGACGCAGUGACCGCAGCCAUGACGACGCGCAAGGCACCAUCGUCGUCUCUACAGACCAACAAGCGUGCGCGCGCGGAGGCUGCGCCGCAACUAUCACAAGAAACCAGCACGUCGCCAGUGCCCAACAAGCGCGCGCGCGUCGACGCGGCGCCGGAAGAGCCCAACAAGCGCGCGCGCGUCGACGCGGCUCUGCGAUCGCAGCUCGAGGAGCACCGCUGCCCCAUCACGCUCGAGCUUUUCGUCGACCCCGUCGUCGCGCCCGACGGCCGCCUCUACGAGCGAGAAGCGAUCACGCGCUGGCUCGACACGACGAACCGCGUCGUCGUCGGCCGGUCGCCGGCGACCAACGACAUGAUGGUCGGCGAACUCAUCCCGAUCCACCCGGUGCGGUGCGCCAUCGAGGCACUCGUAAAGGGCGGUUGCGUGGAACCGGAGGACGAGGCGCCCUGGCAGAUGCGGCGCGGGCGGAUGCUCGAGGCGCGCGGCGACCGCGCCGGCGCCGCGACGUGCUUCGAGCGCGCGCGCGCCCUCGGGUACGAGGACGACGCGCUUUUGCUCCUGAGGGAGGCGGCCGCGGCGUGCCCCGACGCGAAGCGGGCCCUGGCGGAGGCGGGCAAGGUCUGGCGCACGGCCGGCGGCCGCCUGUCGUGGGGGCCCGAAUCGCGCCGAUACGACCCGCGGCUCCUGGACGUCGUCGUGAGCGGCGAGCGCGACGUCGACGUCGACGCGGGCUGGCGCCUCGACGCGCGCGCGUCGUCGAAGAGCGCUCUAGUGUGGAGGCGGGAGGGCGAGACGGUCUGGUGGGUGCGGGCGCGGCGCCCGGCGGCGUAAGAACGUUG
This is a messenger RNA of Pelagomonas calceolata, 1041 nucleotides long. The record is from the annotation of a GenBank genome assembly. Lineage: Eukaryota; Pelagophyceae; Pelagomonadales; Pelagomonadaceae.